Molecule: messenger RNA, 4789 nt
Organism: Equus quagga
Lineage: Eukaryota; Metazoa; Chordata; Mammalia; Perissodactyla; Equidae
Gene: ZNF70
Product: zinc finger protein 70
Exons: 2
Coding region: 449-1795 (448 amino acids)
Biological process (GO): regulation of transcription by RNA polymerase II
Molecular function (GO): DNA-binding transcription factor activity; RNA polymerase II cis-regulatory region sequence-specific DNA binding
Source: RefSeq, a predicted model, not a curated record
UGGGGCCGCCACAGGCUCCGCGUCAGCAGCCGCCGGAGCGAGGCCGCGCCGGCCGCGGGUGGGAGCAGCACAGGUGCGGCCCGCCCCGCCCCCCGCCCGCGGCCCCGCCCCCCCCGGCGCAGGUGAGCGGCCCCGCCCGGCCAGGUGAGUGGCUCCGCGUCCGCAGCCUGCCCGCCUGUCCUCCGGCCGAGGGCAGCAUGCGGGGGCGCCGGCGUCGCCACCCAGGCGGUGUGUGCGGGUCCGCGGCCGCUCGCCGGCCUCCAGCCAGGGAGCCGUGACCAGACGGGGCUGCCCGGGGUCCAGGCCCUGGGGCUCCCCGGAGGAUGGGGUGACGGAUGCAGGAGGAGCCCGGGGAAGGCCCCGAGAGAGAUUGUGAGAACAGUACGUGUGUCCCAAAGAAGAACGUCUUUCAGGAAAUACAGUCGUUGGGGUUGAUACUAGAUUCACGAUGGAGGUUUCCCCAGCAGCCAAGCUUGGUGAGACCUUUGUGUUUGAGGACGGGCUAGAGAUGCAGCCGGAACUUUUCCCAGAGGAGGACCUGGCAGACCCUUUUCUUCGGGAAAGGGGUUUAGAGCAAAUGGCUGUUAUCUACAAGGAGAUCCCUCUUGGGGAGCAAGACGAGGAACACGAUGAUUAUGAGGGGAAUUUUAGUCUGUGCUCAAGCCCUGUUCAGCAUCAGAGUAUCUCACUAGUAAACAGAGACCAGGAUGACGAAAUAUUUGGCCAAACCUUGCUCCAGAAAUCAGACCUUAGUAUGUGUCAGAUAAUCCACGAUGGAGAAGAACCCAGUAAACAGGAUUGUGAGAAAGCGGGCAGGGGGGACCUGAGACCUCAUGAACCUCACAGAACUGCACAACCAACAAAGCCCUAUGCGUGCCGGGAAUGUGGGAAGGCCUUCAGCCAGAGCUCACACCUCCUCCGACACCUGGUGAUCCACACUGGGGAGAAGCCCUACGAGUGCUGUGAGUGUGGGAAGGCCUUCAGCCAGAGCUCACACCUUCUCAGACAUCAGAUCAUCCACACCGGGGAGAAGCCCUACGAAUGCCAGGAAUGCGGGAAAGCCUUUCGCCAGAGCUCAGCCCUCACGCAGCAUCGGAAGACCCACACUGGGAAGAGACCCUACGAGUGUAGGGAAUGCGGGAAGGAUUUCAGUCGGAGCUCAAGUCUCAGAAAACAUGAGAGAAUUCAUACUGGAGAGAAGCCUUAUCAGUGUAAGGAAUGUGGGAAAUCCUUCAACCAGAGUUCAGGCCUGAGCCAGCAUCGGAAAAUCCACACCCUAAAGAAACCUCACGAAUGUGAUCUCUGUGGGAAAGCCUUUUGUCACAGGUCUCACCUUAUUCGGCACCAGAGGAUUCACACUGGGAAGAAACCUUACAAAUGUGAAGAGUGUGGGAAGGCCUUCAGCCAGAGCUCCAACCUCAUUGAACAUCGUAAGACCCACACUGGCGAGAAACCCUACAAAUGCCAUAAGUGUGGGAAAGCCUUCAGCCAGAGCUCGUCCCUCAUUGAGCACCAGCGGAUCCACACAGGGGAGAAGCCCUAUGAGUGCAGCCAGUGUGGGAAGGCCUUCUGCCACAGCUCUGCCCUGAUCCAGCACCAGAGGAUCCACACAGGGAAGAAACCCUACGCGUGCAAUGAGUGUGGCAAAGCCUUCCGCCACAGGUCAGCCCUGAUCGAGCAUUAUAAAACCCACACCAGAGAGAAGCCCUACGAGUGCAACAGGUGUGGCAAGGCCUUCAGGGGCAGCUCGCACCUUAUUCGGCACCAGAAAAUCCAUGCUGCCGAGAAGCUCUAGAAGGACAAGCUCACCCCAGAGCUGGAACCCUGUCCUAGAGGGAGCCCACAGCCAGUUGCUGUGUCUGUGAGCCCACCUCCCUGAUGACAGUGCUGAAUGGCAAUGCGCCAACCCCAGCGCUCCUGCACACCCACAGAAGCAGCCAGGCCUCCGUGGCCCCUGGCAAGUGCCCAGCACCCAGCAGGUUUACUGGGGUGAUAGAAAGGCCACCAGAAUGGAGGUGUGCCCAAAGAGCCAGCCGUCAGCCGCCUCAUUCUCACACUGGACUCCCAAACCUGUGAGAUUGAGUUUUCCCCUCUCCUCGCUUUUGCCAGGAUCUAGAAGAAUAAAGGUCAGUGGGAGAAACUUGAGUUAAACCCACAAAACUGGCAGAUGAACUCUUUAGCACCAGGCUGUAGUCUGGCAGUUGUAGGAGACGGAGACUGUGCUCACAAAUCCAAAUAAGCUGAAGAAAACGAAUCCAGAGGCAGAUACAUCAGCAGCAAAAUGGAAUCUUCCACUGGCUUGGGUGUUAAUGGGGACAACCAAAACAGGGUAUGGAACAAAGGCAGGGUCUGGAAGGAUUCGUCUGGGAUUGGGGGUGAGGGUGGCGAGCCCCCGAUGUGGUCUCUUGAUCCUCGUUCCAGGUUAGAGUGAGGGUGGUCUCUGCACACAGCCUUUUCACGGGAGAGUAGAGCAUUCGUCCUGUAGGCCAGAGGAUGGUGACGCCCGGCUCUGGCUCACCCUGGGCUCUAGGCAUUAGUGCUCUCCAGGACUAAUCCCUCCAGAAGAGACCAUGGCAUACCUUGGACAUCAGCAGGGCCCGUUUCUGGUCUGGGGUGGCUACGCAGCACCCUCUCCGCUCUCCAGUGCCAGGGAUGUAGGAAGAAGGUGAUUCAAUCAGAGGUCUGGGUUCAUGUCUUAGUUCUGCCCCUCCUACCUGCCUGACCUUGAGGAAGCCCCCAGGCUCCAUUUCCCCAUCCGUGAAAUGAGCACAGUGGGACCCGGCCACAUACCUCAACGGGUUGGUGCAAGGCUCCCGUUCAGAAUGAGACCACACGGAAAAGUGCUUUGGUAACUGGCGAUGGAGGAUGGAGACCCAAAAUGAGCCCCGCCCCAUCCAGAUAUGCUUUCCCCGCAGACUGGAGAGGCAUCCCUGUCUGGUUGCCAAAAUGGGGGUGGCGGCGCCCUGGGCUGUGGGUGCCCUGUGAUGGCUUCUCACCCACAGAUGUUUCCCAGACACCAUCCUGAGCCUCCCUGCAGCUGUGGUGAGGUCCUUGUCAUCAUACUUCUCCCUGUCCUCCCCACUGUCAACUGGUGCUCACCCAGGCGUUGUUUAAAAAGUAGCAAGCCUGCGUCCAGCCUGGACCAAUUCAGUCAGCAUGCGCAGAGGUGGGGCUCAGAUAGUGGUGUGUUUUUAAAGCUGCGCAGGUGAUUAUCACGUUCUAACACAGAGCGGGCUGUGAGCCCUGUGCUGGGCUCAUGUGCCCCCGACACCUCACAGAUGCCAGGCCGCCUCGCCCUGACUGAGCAGAGCCUGCAGGCUGUUCUGUCCAGGCCCCUGCCCCAUCCCACAGGAAUGGGCUCAGGCAGUGACAGGUCUGGCCCACUGAUAGGUGUUUGUCCCAGGCCCUCAGGCCUUCUUGUGGCCCAGGGAUCUCUUUAGUACUGGCUUUCUCUCCCCCGGCUCCUCAGAGCUGGUGUGGGGAGGAAGCAGGCUGGGCUAGUUUGAAGUUUUCCAAGUUGAUGGCUGGAAUCCCAUGAACCCACCGUGGGAGCCCUGGUAAUUUCAGCUAAUCAGAAGCUCAGCUGGGCAGUUCUGUGCAGUUUUGGUGACUAAAAAUGGGAAAGCCAUAAUUGUUGCUUAUUAAAGUGGGCCUUGGUAGGCCAGAGAUUUCAAAAUGACAGGUCUGACGGGCUGGGGAGAUCACAGUGGGCAUCCAGGGGUGAGAGCGUGGCUGUUCCUCUUUCCAGCUCCUCUUUGCUAUGUGAGUCUGUGAAACAUUUAGCCAGCACCCUGGGGUCCCCCAGAACCUGCUGGACUGGCCUGACCCGGUGGCCCAGGUGUUGUCUGCAAGCAGCCUUCGGUCAUUUACUAGGAGAAGAGAGAAUGCUGAGACCCAUGCUGGGUGUGGGGGGGACAGCAGGCCCCCCAGUCAAGAUCUACCUCCCUGACACGCCCCCCCAACCCCCCCAGUCCACCUCAUCCCCGGCCAGGCCUGUCCUUACUGGCAGUUGUCUCUUUCCUCCCUUUGAUGUCUCCCUCUGAAUACUUCGAGCACCCCAGCCAAAUUGAUUUUUCAAAGCGUCAUUUUGCACAUGUCACCACUCUCCUUAAAACCAACCUUCAGGGGCUUUUCUGCACUUAAACCCCCAUCUCAGCCCAUCUGGUUUAGCCCCUCUGAACAAGCCACGUGGUGUUCAUGCCACCCUGUGCCCAGAUGCCCUCUCCACUCCCAGCUUCUCUCAACUCACUUUAUGCUGUUCUCAUAUCUUGAAAUAUGCACUUUCUUUCUUCUCCUCCUCCACCCCCAACUCCUUUCUUCCUUUUGACAAUUGACGUAACACAGAGAUUAAGACCCCCAUUCGGAGGGGUGCACAGUCUCACGUAACCAUGGUGAGACCAGGUACUUUGCUCUCUUGGAAGUGUGAGCAGAAACUAGUUCUUCUGUUCAAAUUCUUUUACUGUUAAUUGUGUACUAUUAAAUGCUUUCAUUUUACUUAGGUUCUCAAACUGUAGCAUUAUAAGAGGUUGUCCUAGUAAUGUGUAAUCGUCCUUCAAUUUAGUUGUUGGUUGCUUGUUUUGGUUUUGUCGUCUUACCUUCUUUCCUUAUGGCAGAUGCUGUUGAGUGUCGUAAAGCUCCGAGUCUUGAUUUUGUCUACUAAUUGAAUUGUUUGUCAAAGUAUAUGUUCUGCUCUUUUCUUUUUUUUACAUUUCUAAGAUUAAUUAUUUAGAUACAGUUAAUCAUAUUUUUAAUGUUCCUAGUAAAUGUAGGUACUUUGGUCUAUGAUUUU